Molecule: messenger RNA, 759 nt
Organism: Larimichthys crocea (large yellow croaker)
Lineage: Eukaryota; Metazoa; Chordata; Actinopteri; Sciaenidae
Gene: g0s2
Product: G0/G1 switch 2
Exons: 2
Coding region: 123-476 (117 amino acids)
Source: RefSeq, a predicted model, not a curated record
ACUUGUGUUUAUAUUGCGGGAUCUGCCCUUGUUUCUCUGCCUGCGAAUGCCUGACUGGGCCGAACACUAAGGAGAAAAAUCUGAAUUUGGGGUGUUCUUCAAAACAAAUCGAACAACGCAACAUGGAAACUAUUGGCGAGAUCAUCCCAUUUGCUAAGGAGAUGUUAAACCAGAGGCCCAGCCGGGGCAUGCUGAAGAUCUACAUGCUCGGCUCCACUCUGGCGAUGCUCGGACUGGUCGGUGGACUCGUGGAAACGGUUCUCCUGCCAUUUGUGGAGCAGGAGACCACUGAGGACACACCAGCCGAGCUGAUCAUGAAGGAGAAGAAAGAUAAGAAGCAGAUGUUGAAGUCACAUACUACCGUGGUCCACCCUGAUGUUGUAGACGUGCCGGAGACGACAGUGAUAGAGGUCAAGGCCAAAUAUCUGGCGACCUUUGGGCAGAGAAGCUCAGCUAACCGCUUACAUGCUUCUUAAAGAAACUCUCCUCCCCUUCUGAUGUAAAUGGACGUGAUAUGUACAAUGUUGGUGGUAGUGGUGGCAGAUUUAAUCACCACGUUGAACCUGUCACUUUGGGCUUGUUCUUUUACUUCAGAUGAGAUGCGUAGAUACACUGAAAACUGCAGGGUACAGUAACGUCUGGCUGCUGGGCAGCAGAUUCUUGUGGAUGUGAUUUGAUGAAUGUGUUGGGAACAAAAGGGAAUGUGUGUGAUCUGAUUCAUUUUGCACUCGAAUAAAGCCAUUUUCAUCUGGCAACUGA